Molecule: messenger RNA, 455 nt
Organism: Phycomyces blakesleeanus NRRL 1555(-)
Lineage: Eukaryota; Fungi; Mucoromycota; Mucoromycetes; Mucorales; Phycomycetaceae
Exons: 2
Coding region: 1-438 (145 amino acids)
Biological process (GO): protein folding in endoplasmic reticulum; autophagosome assembly
Cellular component (GO): endoplasmic reticulum; membrane; EMC complex
Source: RefSeq, a predicted model, not a curated record
AUGAAGUUAAAAAGAAGCCCAACCGAUUCUGACUGGCAGUUUUUUCUUUAUAUUGCCAAUUCGAAUGAGGAGAAGAUUAUGCCUUUGAUGAAAGAGAUGACAAAAAUGAAUCCACCAAGCCAAGACUCACACAACUUUGUUCAGCCUCAUCUGGCCCAUAAUGCUAAACAACUUCAGUUCAUCCGCUCCUGUUUUGCUGCCAUUGCUGGAUCGGCUGCUGGUAUUCUAGGCUUUACAAACUGGUCCGGGUUUCUGUUUUACGCACUCGGAUGGUCUAUCUUGUCUGCGUUUGUGGUUAUAUUCAGUUGUGGAAGCAAGCCAUCACGUUUCUUUGUUCAUGGCUGGAGGGAUCUGGUUAUAGAUGGUGCGAUGAAUGGAAUGCUGUCGUAUACUUUGUUUCACACACUAUUGUAUGGUCUGGUACAUCUCUAUCAAUAAAUAAUAAUAAUACAUAC